Messenger RNA from Sus scrofa (pig), 2408 nucleotides. RefSeq names its product endothelial differentiation related factor 1 (gene EDF1). The record is from RefSeq and is a predicted model, not a curated record. Gene Ontology annotation, cellular component: nucleus. Gene Ontology annotation, molecular function: DNA binding. Lineage: Eukaryota; Metazoa; Chordata; Mammalia; Artiodactyla; Suidae.
GAAUUUGGCGUUUGUCUCUCGCAGGGUUGGGGGUGCAGUUCUUCUGCUAUUUCCAAAGAGCGUUUGCUGGUAAAUAACUGGCUAUCAUUUAUUAAAGUGGACACAUUUUUCAAAAUUCUUGUCUUGUGGAGCAGAAACCUGUAGGAAAGCUGCAAAGAGUGCGUCUCUGCGAAGCCGCAAGUAUUAGCCACACCGAUGUCUGCAGUAACAAUCAGAUGCAAAUCUGUUCAAACAUGUUAGAGGUAUGACUGAAUUCUCUUUCCGCUCUUUCCAUAAAACAAUUCUGCGAAGUCUCAUUGAAUGUGGCAUUCAAUGAGAAUACAGCCAGAAAUGUAAGCAAAAGCAGUAGAGAUGCAUUCAUUAAUUCAUACAAACAUUAUUUUUUCUGAAUUUUGUGAUGCUUGUGGCAUUCGUCAGUCUUAAAAUUUAUAACUAUCGGCUUAUUUUCUCAUGCAGAGUUUAUCAUAAAAUAAAUAAAUAUUACAAAAUUAUUGUAAAACAAUGUAUAUAUUACAUUGUGUACAUUAUAUUACAUUACUGUAAAGUUAUGUGUACAUAUUUUCAGAAUAUACAUGUUAUACGAAAAUAUUGUUUUUUGUAGUCAAUUUGUUUUUAUAAUUUCGCACAUUUCCUUGGAAAUUAUAUAUGCCUUAGACCCCACCAAGCCUACAUCCACCCCAGCCCCCAUCUUUGUGUCAUGGGAGCACAACUCUAGAUAAGUAGAACUUGGAAUUGCGUUCAGGGUGAUCAAAAACAAAGAAAAGAAAGAAAUGAAAUUGAAACUAACUUCAACCACCAAAAAAUCGAUGAGGCUACCUUUCCCUGGCAUCCAGUUUGCGCACCCACCUUGCAGCCAGGCCGUGGCUGGUGGACCCGGAUCCCCAAAGAUGAGACCAAGAAACCAGAUGUAGGCUCCAGUCUCCCUCCCCCUACUUGCGCCCCCUCUUCUCCCUGGGUCCCCUCUUCUUCUCGCCCCGGCGCACGGCACCCCCAUUCGCGUUUCCCCUCGCAGGACCCCACCCCACGUCCUGCACCCAUACCCAUUCCGGGGGCCUCGCUGUGCUGCCUUCCCCAGCCGGGGUUCCCACCCCCUCACCCCAGGUCCUCUGGCUCUCCCUAGCGCCCCCGCUCCCCCCAAUCGAUCCUCGGCGCUCCAAAGCGCCCUUUCAGCAUCCCCAGGGCCCCUUGUUCCCCCGGCGUCCCCUGUCCCCCACCGCCUCUCCAGCGCUCCCGAACGCCUCUCAGCUCCCCCAGCGACCCGCCCCCGCUUCAGCGCCCCCCAGCGGCCACGCGCUCCAGCCCUGACGUCGCGCACUCGCUCCCCCGGCGCUGUCUCAGACGAGCCCGGCGCCGAUUGGCCCCGAGACGCGGGAAGUGCCCGCCUCCAGUACCCUCCUCCAAUGGGAGGAGGGGGCGGACCCGCGCCGGGCGCCGGAAGCGGCCGUUCGACGAAGGGACGUCGCGUCGCAGGGUCUAGAGCAGCUGCUGCGGAGCCGCCGGACGGACCGCCUGCACCCGCCUGCCCCUCCUGCCCCUCCUGCCCCGUCUGCCUCGUCUGCCCCGCCAUGGCUGAGAGUGACUGGGACACGGUGACGGUGCUGCGCAAAAAGGGCCCCACAGCCGCCCAGGCCAAGUCCAAGCAGGCCAUCUUAGCAGCUCAGAGGCGAGGAGAAGAUGUGGAGACUUCCAAGAAAUGGGCCGCCGGCCAGAACAAACAGCACUCAAUCACCAAGAACACAGCCAAGCUGGACCGGGAGACGGAGGAGCUGCACCACGACCGGGUCACCCUCGAGGUGGGCAAGGUGAUCCAGCAGGGCCGCCAGAGCAAGGGGCUGACACAGAAGGACCUGGCGACGAAAAUCAACGAAAAGCCGCAGGUCAUCGCGGACUAUGAGAGUGGCCGGGCCAUACCCAACAACCAGGUGCUGGGCAAAAUUGAGAGAGCCAUCGGCCUCAAGCUCCGGGGGAGGGACAUCGGGAAGCCCAUUGAGAAGGGGCCCAGGGCAAAAUGAACACAAAGCCUCGAAAUCAGUGCGUUCCGGCUGAGCUCACCUGGCUGGUUGCCCUCGACCACCUGCGGCAGCGCGUUCUCAUCACGCGGCCGAGCGGACCCGGCGGCAGCCCUGCCCAGACCCCUCCACCCACGCCUGCUGUCAGACUAACAAACAGAACCUUGCAAAGUGUCCGCCACUCCUCGUCCCCCUCCACCCCCCGUCCCCGUCCCCGUCCCCGUCCCGUCCCUCCAGGGGGCGCAGAGCGCUGCCUUCCUCUCCCCUGGCUCUGCCCAGUCGCCGCUGUGGCUCCCGAGGGGACCACCUCCCGCGGGUGGGUGGCCGGACCGUGGGGAGAGGAGCUGCGCCUGCGCCCGGCUCGCGGCGACGGCAAUAAACGUGUGUUGCCCUCCCUGC